AUGUACGUGAACACACUCUACGUUGAACAGAAACCAAAGCAAGAGUCACAUCAAAAAGCAGAGUUGUUAAAUAAAUUAUUACCGAUAUUAGGAGUCAAAUACCCUUCUCCCUCCACCAACCAACCAACGACAUUUCAACUCCCACCUGCUGGGGAUCCCAGAACGUUAGACGCGCAAGCAGAGCAACAGAAAGCAGCGGCAUCUGGAAGACUUUUACCUUGUAUGACCUGCAGAAAUGGCCCAACUGCUGGAAAAGCUGCCUUCCAUCGGACCGCAUCUCGUGUUCGGUCGGUACCAACCUUAGCUGGUCCUGCAGUCGCCGGGCCCAACAGCAAUCCUGGCGGUUUUGGAGGGCCUCAAAAUCAGGGAGGAUUUGGAGGUCCUCAAGGUGGAUUCGGUGGGAAUAGGGGAGGAUUCGGAGGUCCAGGCCCUCAAGGUGGAUUCGGAGGUCCUCAGGGGCAAUUCGGAGGCCCUCAAGGGGGACGAACGCAGUUUGAGGACACUAUUUCGACUUCUGUUCAGUUAUUUACUGAGUGA
This is a messenger RNA of Cooperia oncophora, 537 nucleotides long. The record is from the annotation of a GenBank genome assembly. NCBI's taxonomy places the organism in Eukaryota, Metazoa, Nematoda, Chromadorea, Rhabditida, Trichostrongylidae.